CCCCAAGGAGUGGUAGGGUUUUGACUUGAGAGGGGCUGGUGCCCAUUGUGGAGAGCUCUGAGGGCCUGCUCAGGGAGUCCACAUGCUGUCCUUGGGCCUGAGGAGAGACUGCUGGGCAGGACUGAUUCAUUUGGCAUUGCGGCUUUGGUGAAGUGGCCCUGGAGAGAAGAGCAUAACGCUCAGAGACGUGAAGUGACUUUCCCAGCUAUGAGGGAGCGAGCACCAGGAUUUGAGACCAGAUAUUUCCAGAGCCAUUGGUAGAUGCCAGGCCUGUCCUGGCCCCUGGGGAGGUGGAGAUGAAGACGUUGAGGCCCAAAGAGGGGAAGUGAGUUGCUUAGGGUCACAUAGCGGGGAGAAGUGGAGCAGGGCCUCUAGUCCAAGACCCCUGACUCCACACCUGGUGUUCGUGCUGAGACCUCAGGCUGCUUCCCAGAUCCUCUGGGACAGCCCCUGCCUUCCACCAGCCAGGACCAUGGGCAGCAACAAGAGCAAGCCCAAGGAUGCCAGCCAACGGCGCUGCAGCCUGGAGCCUGCUGAGAACACCCACGGUGGUGGCGGGGGUGCCUUCCCCACCUCACAGACACCCAGCAAGCCAGCCUCCGCUGAUGGCCACCGAGGCCCCAGUACGGCCUUCCCCUCCGCAGCUGCCGAGCCCAAGCUGUUCGGGGGCUUCAACUCGUCAGACACAGUCACCUCCCCGCAGAGGGCGGGGCCGCUGGCUGGUGGAGUGACCACCUUUGUGGCCCUCUAUGACUAUGAGUCUCGGACAGAGACCGACCUGUCCUUCAAGAAAGGGGAGCGGCUCCAGAUUGUCAACAACACGAGGAAGGUGGAUGUCAGAGAGGGUGACUGGUGGCUGGCCCACUCGCUCAGCACGGGACAGACGGGUUACAUCCCCAGCAACUAUGUGGCGCCCUCCGACUCUAUCCAGGCCGAGGAGUGGUACUUUGGCAAGAUCACCAGACGGGAGUCGGAGCGGUUACUGCUCAAUGCGGAGAACCCGAGAGGGACCUUCCUAGUGCGAGAAAGUGAGACCACGAAAGGUGCCUACUGCCUCUCCGUGUCUGAUUUCGACAACGCCAAGGGCCUCAACGUGAAGCACUACAAGAUCCGCAAGCUGGACAGCGGCGGCUUCUAUAUCACCUCCCGCACCCAGUUCAACAGUCUGCAGCAGCUGGUGGCUUACUACUCCAAGCAUGCUGACGGCCUCUGCCACCGCCUCACCACUGUGUGCCCCACGUCCAAGCCCCAGACUCAGGGCCUGGCCAAGGAUGCCUGGGAGAUCCCUCGGGAGUCCCUGCGGCUGGAGGUCAAGCUGGGCCAAGGCUGUUUCGGAGAGGUGUGGAUGGGGACCUGGAAUGGAACCACCAGGGUGGCCAUCAAAACCCUGAAGCCAGGCACGAUGUCUCCGGAGGCCUUCCUGCAGGAGGCCCAGGUCAUGAAGAAACUGAGGCACGAGAAGCUGGUGCAGCUAUAUGCGGUGGUGUCUGAGGAGCCUAUCUACAUCGUCACGGAGUACAUGAGCAAGGGGAGUCUGCUGGACUUUCUCAAGGGGGAGACCGGCAAGUACCUGCGGCUGCCUCAGCUGGUGGACAUGGCUGCUCAGAUCGCCUCAGGCAUGGCCUACGUGGAACGGAUGAACUAUGUCCACCGGGACCUCCGUGCUGCCAACAUCCUGGUUGGAGAAAACCUUGUGUGCAAAGUGGCUGACUUUGGGCUGGCUCGGCUCAUCGAAGACAACGAGUACACGGCGCGGCAAGGUGCCAAAUUCCCCAUCAAGUGGACAGCUCCAGAAGCGGCCCUCUACGGCCGGUUCACCAUCAAGUCAGAUGUAUGGUCCUUUGGGAUCCUGCUGACAGAGCUCACGACAAAGGGACGGGUGCCCUACCCUGGGAUGGUCAACCGUGAGGUGCUGGACCAGGUGGAGCGGGGCUACCGGAUGCCCUGCCCGCCCGAGUGUCCCGAGUCCCUGCAUGACCUCAUGUGCCAGUGCUGGCGGAAGGAGCCGGAGGAACGGCCCACCUUCGAGUACCUGCAGGCCUUCCUGGAAGACUACUUCACGUCCACCGAGCCCCAGUACCAGCCUGGAGAGAACCUAUAGGGGGCAGGCUAUAGGGCCAGACUGGCUUCUCGGCUUGGAUCCUGGGCUGGGUGGCCCCUGAUGGAGGGUCUUUCCUCCCUCCACCUGCCCGCAUUGAUCCCCUCUGGGGGCUGAAUUGCCAGUGAUGAGGCCCCUCUCUCUUUUGUGUCAUGGAAGGGCUCGGGGCCUGGGGCAGCCCCGAGGACAGGGUCCAAGGCUGUCACAGUGACUGCGUCCUGGCUCCUGCUCCAGCCACAUGCGUCCUCCCAACCUUUCCUCCUGGAGCUCUAUGCGGCUCAGCAGGAGGAAGCGGGAAGAAGGACGGGCUGAGGACACCCUCUCCCAGCCUCAACCUGCUCCUCGCGUUGGCUCCUUCCCGCUUCCAUGUCACCCCAGGUCUGCCUCCGGAGCUGGCCGAAGAGCCUUUCCAAAGAGGAGUGAUGGGGCCCCUGGCCCUCGGCCUGCCUGCCACCCUGCCCCUUGCCGUCCAUUUCUGACACACCUGUUGGUGGAAGCUGCUGAGUCCAGACCCCUCUGCCAUGGCUCCCAGGCUGGGCAGCUGAGGCAUAGCUGGACUUCAUGGUGGUGGGUAGGGUGGGCAUCCCCCUCAAAUCCUGUUCUUAGACCCAGGGGACCCUUAGAGAUCACCAGUUCCUUGUCCUCAUAGUACCCGUGGGGAAACAGUCCAGAGAGGGGAUGUGACCUGGCCAAGACCACAGAGCAGUUCAGGGUUGAGGUGGGUUUGGAACCCGGUGCUCCCUCUGUCUUCCUCAGGAACCACCAAGACUGUCCUUGGAGGCAUCAUGGACAGACUGGGGCAGCCCAGGGGACCAGGGGCCCGAGGCUGAGUUAGAGAUAACAGAGAGUCCUGCUGCCGCUGCCUGCCUGGCGGGGCUGUUGUGCAGGGAGAGAGGGGAGGCGGUCGAAGGGCGGAGCUAGGAGGGGUGACGAUGCAGGUGUCGGGAAGUAGAUGUCAGUCAGAAUUUGAGUGGUUUUUCAUCCUCGGAGCUAGCCAGCCAUGAAAGCGAGUGAGCUCCCGGGCUCUGGAGGCAAUCAAACAGAAUAGAAGGUCCAAGUGGUUGGGAGGCCCUGGCCUCAGGAGGGAACCCCUGGUCUUCCUUCCCCCAGUGUGUCCUGUGUCAUUUCAAUGGCUGGUGCCUGCUCUCCUCCCCAAAUUGGCACCUCUGAACUCACGAGUAGGGAAAGGAGUACCUAAUGCUGGGGUGGGAGAGGAUGAGUGUCCGCUGCCAGGCGCCAGGCCUGGCUGUAUGACCUCGGGUGGCCCCUGUGUCCUCUCUGAGCUGCAGUGUCUGCCUUCCUGAGUGUCUGUGGCCUCUGCAACCGCUCUGCUCCAGACCCUGUGGCCUGGCAUCACUUGGUGAGCCCAGCCCGGGGUGUCCGGAGACGCUCUGGCCCUAGCUCUGGUGUUUAGCCUUAGGGUAUGUGGUGGCUCCUCCCUGGGCCUCAGUGUGCCCAUCUUAAAAGGGGUGGCUGACAGUUUGUGGGCAUCUUGCCAAGGGCCCCUAUAUGUGUGUGUAUGUGUGUUGUGUGUGUGCACGUGUGUGUUCCUCCAUGUGUGUCCAUAUUUAACAUGUAAAAAUGCUCUCCUGCUCUGUUCCCCAGACACGUACAUUUCACCCGUAGCCCCCUAUCAUAGCAAUAACAUUCCCUCUGCCAGGGGUUCUCGAGCCAGCCAGGCCCUGCCAGUGGGAAAGGAGGCCACGCGGUGCCUGCCUAUGAAAUUUCAACUUUUCCUUUCAUACAUGUUUAUGACGCAAGUCUGCUGUCUGUUCCAGUCAAAUCUGGGCUCGCUUACCCCGGUGCGCUCUCAAGCCCCCUUGCAGCUGCCCGGGGCCCUUUGUAUAAGGUGUCCUAAUACUGUUCUUUUUUUUUUUUUUUUUUUUAAUAAACAGUGUUUUGUAGAUUUCAGAUGACUAUGCAGAGGCCUAGGGGACCCCCAGCUCUGGGCGGGGCCUGGGGGUCCCGCAUUUCACGGCCCAGGCUUGGGGGGGAGGGGGGAUCCAGAAUUGGUUGUAAAUACUUUGCAUAUUGUCUGAUUAAACACAGACCUCAA
This is a messenger RNA of Ailuropoda melanoleuca (giant panda), 4154 nucleotides long. It is a transcript of the gene SRC, whose product is annotated as SRC proto-oncogene, non-receptor tyrosine kinase. Gene Ontology annotation, biological process: protein phosphorylation. The record is from RefSeq and is a predicted model, not a curated record. Lineage: Eukaryota; Metazoa; Chordata; Mammalia; Carnivora; Ursidae. Gene Ontology annotation, molecular function: ATP binding; protein binding; protein tyrosine kinase activity. Bases 473 to 2101 code for a protein of 542 amino acids. The transcript has 16 exons.